AAUGUGCAGUCCUCCGUGGGUGCUGUUUUUAUGAGUAGUUCCUUGUGAGGGUUAUUAUAGAAGAGUUCCUUGUCGAGUUGUCUGGUUUGUUUUUUGUUGUUUUUGUUUUGGUGGGUGUUUAAUGGGGAAUCAUUUAACAGUUUGACAAGUGGCCCAUGAGAGCAGCUAUUUUACUUCCCUUCAGUGCCAAAGAACUGAUGGUUGGGCUUCUGAUAACCUGGCCAGCACCAUGAAGAGAUGGGAGUUUAAGAGGUAGGGAGCAGAUGAGAAAGUUGAGGUAUACAUAACAGAGAGAACUGGCACCAUUACAGAAGGAAAAGAAAAAAUGACCAAUUGAUUGUGAAAUGAGUCCAAGCCGGAGAGUACACUUUGCACCACAAGGAAAAAGGUGCUGAAGGUUUAUCAAGAAUUCCUUUGUCAAUGAAGGGAAAAACUGAAUGGGAUAUUGACAAACAGAGGUCGUAAUACUCUUCACCAUGCGCAAAGGGGUGCCAAAGGACCCAGAGAUAGCAGACCUGUUCUACAAGGAAGAUCCUGAAGACAUUUUUGUUGACUUACAUGAAAUUGGACAUGGAAGCUUUGGAGCUGUUUAUUUUGCCACAAAUUCUCACACCAAUGAAGUGGUGGCAAUUAAGAAAAUGUCUUACACUGGGAAACAAACCAAUGAGAAAUGGCAGGAUAUUCUUAAGGAAGUGAAAUUUUUGCGUCAGUUGAAGCACCCUAACACCAUUGAAUAUAAGGGCUGCUACUUGAAAGAGCACACUGCCUGGUUGGUGAUGGAAUACUGUUUAGGAUCAGCUUCUGACUUAUUAGAAGUCCAUAAGAAACCACUUCAGGAAGUAGAAAUUGCUGCCAUCGCCCAUGGUGCCUUGCACGGCCUGGCCUACCUACAUUCUCAUAUGUUGAUUCAUAGGGAUAUUAAAGCUGGAAACAUUCUCCUAACAGAGCCAGGUCAGGUGAAGCUGGCUGAUUUUGGAUCUGCCUCAAUAGCUUCUCCCGCCAACUCCUUUGUGGGGACCCCUUACUGGAUGGCUCCAGAGGUCAUCCUCGCUAUGGAUGAAGGACAGUACGAUGGGAAAGUGGACGUCUGGUCUCUCGGGAUCACGUGCAUUGAGUUAGCGGAACGGAAGCCCCCCCUUUUCAACAUGAAUGCUAUGAGUGCCUUAUAUCACAUAGCCCAGAAUGACUCCCCGGUGUUACAGUCAAAUGAAUGGACAGAGUCAUUUAGGGGAUUUGUUGAUUACUGCUUACAGAAAAUACCUCAGGAAAGGCCAACAUCAGUGGACCUGUUGCGGCAUGACUUUGUACGCCGAGAUCGGCCACUGCGGGUCCUAAUUGACCUCAUACAGAGGACAAAAGAUGCCGUUCGUGAGCUGGAUAACUUGCAGUAUCGGAAAAUGAAGAAAAUCCUUUUCCAAGAAACCCGGAAUGGACCCUUAAAUGAGUCACAGGAAGAUGAAGAAGACAGUGAACAUGGAACGAGCCUGAGCAUAAACAUGGACAGCCUGGGCAGCAAUCACUCCAUUCCGAGCAUGUCUGUGAGCACGAGCAGUCAGAGCAGCAGUGUUAACAGCAUGCAGGAAGUGCUGGAUGAGAGCAGCUCAGACCUGGUCAUGACGCACGACGACGAAGGCACUGUCAAUUCCACGUCCUCUGCCGUGCACAAGAAGGAGCAUGUAUUCAUAAGGGAUGAGGUGGGCCACAGGGAUUCCAGGCCUGAACUGCGGCCUACCCAGUCAGUCCAGAGUCAGGCCCUUCACUACCGGAACCGAGAGCGCUUUGCCACUAUCAAAUCAGCAUCUUUGGUUACACGGCAGAUCCAUGAGCAUGAGCAGGAGAACGAGUUGCGGGAACAGAUGUCAGGAUAUAAGCGGAUGCGGCGCCAGCACCAGAAGCAGCUGAUUGCCCUGGAGAACAAGCUGAAGGCCGAGAUGGACGAGCACCGCCUCAAGCUGCAGAAGGAGGUGGAGACGCACGCCAACAAUGCGUCCAUCGAGCUGGAGAAGCUGGCCAAGAAGCAAGUGGCCAUCAUCGAGAAGGAGGCAAAGGCGGCUGCAGCAGAUGAAAGGAAGUUCCAGCAACAGAUCUUGGCUCAGCAGAAGAAAGACUUGACAACUUUCUUAGAAAGUCAGAAGAAACAAUAUAAGCUUUGCAAAGAAAAAAUAAAGGAGGAGAUGAAUGAGGACCAUAGCACACCCAAGAAAGAGAAGCAAGAGCGUAUAUCCAAGCAUAAGGAGAACCUUCAGCACAGCCAGGCCGAAGAGGAAGCCCACCUCCUCACCCAGCAGAGACUGUACUAUGAUAAGCACUGCCGUUCCUUCAAACGGAAAGCCAUGCUCAAAAGGCACGAGAUGGAGCAGCAGAACAUCCGGGAGGAGCUCAAUAAGAAGAGGACGCAGAAGGAGAUGGAGCACGCCAUGCUGAUCCGGCAUGACGAGUCGACGCGGGAGCUGGAGUACAGGCAGCUGCACACGCUGCAGAAGCUCCGCAUGGACCUGAUCCGCCUGCAGCACCAGACCGAGCUGGAGAACCAGCUGGAGUACAACAAGAGGCGGGAGCGGGAGCUGCACCGGAAACACGUCAUGGAGCUUCGGCAGCAGCCCAAGAACCUCAAGGCCAUGGAGAUGCAGAUCAAAAAGCAGUUUCAGGACACUUGCAAAGUCCAGACCAAACAGUAUAAAGCACUCAAGAAUCACCAGUUGGAAGUUACUCCAAAGAAUGAGCACAAAACAAUCUUGAAGACACUGAAAGAUGAGCAGACAAGGAAACUGGCCAUUUUGGCAGAACAGUAUGAGCAGAGUAUUAAUGAAAUGAUGGCCUCUCAAGCGUUAAGACUGGACGAGGCCCAAGAAGCCGAGUGCCAGGCCCUGAGGCUGCAGCUGCAGCAGGAGAUGGAGCUGCUUAACGCUUACCAGAGCAAAAUCAAGAUGCAGACGGAGGCCCAGCACGAGCGAGAGCUCCAGAAGCUGGAGCAGAGGGUGUCUCUCCGAAGGGCACAUCUUGAGCAAAAGAUUGAAGAGGAGCUGGCCGCCCUUCAGAAGGAGCGUAGCGAGAGGAUCAAGUUUCUGUUGGAAAGACAAGAGCGCGAGAUUGAAACCUUUGACAUGGAGAGCCUUCGAAUGGGAUUUGGGAAUUUGGUUACACUAGAUUACCCUAAGGAGGACUAUAGAUGAGAUGAAAUUCUUUUGCCAUUUACACACAAAAAAAUGAAAAAGAAAAUUAAAACCCUUCAAAACCACAUUCCCCAUCGGAA
Molecule: messenger RNA, 3253 nt
Organism: Vombatus ursinus (common wombat)
Lineage: Eukaryota; Metazoa; Chordata; Mammalia; Diprotodontia; Vombatidae
Gene: TAOK3
Product: TAO kinase 3
Exons: 22
Coding region: 477-3173 (898 amino acids)
Biological process (GO): execution phase of apoptosis; protein phosphorylation
Molecular function (GO): protein kinase activity; ATP binding
Source: RefSeq, a predicted model, not a curated record